Messenger RNA from Physcomitrium patens, 1710 nucleotides. The record is from RefSeq and is a predicted model, not a curated record. Lineage: Eukaryota; Viridiplantae; Streptophyta; Bryopsida; Funariales; Funariaceae.
GUCGUCUCCAAUCGCGAAACGCGGACUUCUGGCAUCUAGGGUUUAUGGUUCUUCGAUCGUGACACUGGGUUGCAGGUUGAAGAUUUUGAGGUGUUUGCUGUUGUCUCGGAUUUUCGUUUGAGUUUUGGAUGAGUAGGUGUUCGCCAUAGCUUUGGUGGAAGGGUGACGAGUGAAGCCAAUUGUUCACAUAUUGGUUUGAAAGUUGAGUUAAAUCUUGGAAGAGUAUCAAUUGGUACUAGUAUUGUUACAUUGGAACAAAAGCUUGAGGAUCUCGUGUUUUUACGUGUUCCUGUUCGUUUGGGAAUGUCGGAUAAUCUGACCAGUUCAUGGCUGUUGGCAAUGCAUCAAUAUACUAUCAUUUAAAUUUGGAACAAUUCCACGUACUACGUUCUUCAAAUCGGCCUUCGUGCUGCAAGGGAAGAGGACUGUUAGUCAAGCAAGGGAUGGAGUGGGGUUUUUCGACGAGGGCUCAAUGCCGAGUUGCCACCAUUGCUCGGCACAUAUCACCAGCUCUAUGCUCAGCACCAAAUCCAUUUAUGCAGAUGGGCACUCAAGCGAUUGUCGAUGGAGGAAUACAAAUAAGAGCAGAUGUGAGAGAUGCUUUGGAGAGAGGUUUUCCUGUAGUUGCUUUAGAGUCAACUAUCAUAUCUCAUGGUAUGCCGUACCCACAAAAUUUUGAAACUGCCAAAGAGGUGGAAUCUAUCGUGCGAGACAGUGGUGCUGUGCCAGCCACCAUUGCGAUCCUCGACGGUGCCCCUUGCAUUGGUCUAGAGGAGGCUGAGUUGAAAAAACUUGCUCAACUUGGGAAGAAAGCUAUAAAGACAUCUCGCAGAGAUAUUGCCCAUGUUAUAGCGAAGCAAGCAACUGGAGCGACUACGGUGUCUGCCACCAUGUUUUUUGCCGCUAAAGUGGGCAUCAGUGUCUUUGUGACUGGUGGCAUUGGGGGCGUCCAUCGAGACGGUGAAAUAACCAUGGAUGUAUCUUCAGAUUUGACUGAACUUGGUCGAACAGCCGUUACUGUGGUCUGUGCUGGUGUCAAAUCUAUUCUUGAUAUUCCAAGAACGCUUGAAUUUUUGGAGACUCAAGGAGUGACAGUGAUUGGGUAUGGAACUGACGAAUUUCCAGCUUUCUUCACUCCAAGAAGUGGUUGCAAGGCUCCAACUCGGGUGAACACAGCUGAAGAAUGUGCUGCAAUAACUGUCGCCAACAUGAAUAUGGGUCUACAAAGCGGGAUCCUGGUGGGAGUGCCUAUUCCAGCGCAUUACGCAGCUGCAGCUGAACCUGUGGAGAUUGCUAUUCAGACCUCCUUGAAAGAAAUAAAGGAUAAAAACAUCACAGGAGCUGCAGUAACCCCUUUUGUACUGAACCGUGUGAACGAGCUCACCGGAGGUGCAUCAUUGUCUGCAAAUAUUGCGUUGAUAAAAAACAACGCCAGGGUAGGUUCAGAAAUUGCUAUUGCCACUGCAGCAUUGGUUGAGGGAUCUUAAAUAUUAUUAGGGCUCAUCAAUUUCGCUUUUAAUGCCUGUAUUACUUGGAAUAGUUGCAACUUUCUGGAAGAGUAACUGUGAGAUAGCCUCUGCAGAACAAGGUAAACUUAAAAUAGUCUUGUGUAAUUGGAGAUUAAUCAAUCUGUUGACUUUCAUAGAAUUAAAGUUUUAUAACUUCCUCAUGGGAACAUCUCUUUGCCAUCGAUAAUUCGUUUUGAAACCU